This is a messenger RNA of Brassica oleracea var. oleracea, 1068 nucleotides long. RefSeq lists its product as uncharacterized. Bases 1 to 1068 code for a protein of 355 amino acids. The transcript has 7 exons. The record is from RefSeq and is a predicted model, not a curated record. NCBI's taxonomy places the organism in Eukaryota, Viridiplantae, Streptophyta, Magnoliopsida, Brassicales, Brassicaceae.
AUGGAUUACAUGGACUCAGAAACACAAGAACCAGAUGAUUUACCAUAUCUGGAAACAGAGUACGAUAUGCCUCCUCCACUUGCCGCCGAAUGCAAAAGUUUCAAAUGGAAAAUAGAAGUUAUAGACACUGCUGGGAAAAUUGAAGGCAAAAUGAUAACAUCUAAAGAAGUUUGGAAAAUUCAAAAUAGCAAAGUGAUUGUUCAUUUUGACGAAGUUAGUGGCCAGCCAAUCGGAGAAUCGGGAGGUCUACUAGGGUCAUGGUUAGGUCAACUAAGCAAUGAUGUGAAUUUGUUACCUAUUAACUACAGUGACUGGAGAAUGGUUAAUCCUCACAUAAAAACUAAAGUCUGGGAAGUAAUACAGUCCAAAUUCUGGUUUGAUGAUCCACCGAUGAGAAAAGUGUUUGUGAUGAGUGCAUUAGGUAGCAGAUGCAAAGAUGUCAAACUACGUCUUUGGAAAGAAUACAAGCGAGACAGUCUAAGUGAGACAUUGCUCAAUCGAUCAGAAAAUGUUUCUGAAAAUCAAUGGGGUCAUUUCGUUCACAUGAGAUUCACUGAAAAGUGGAAGAAAAUGCAAGAGAGGAAUACAGAAAGCCAAAAGAAAAAUAUCAUGCCUCAUGUAUGUGGAAGGAAAAGUUUUUCAAGGAAAAGAAAUGAUAUUACAAUCAAGACUGGAAAACGACCAUGUCGAGCAGAGUUUUUUAUCGAGACUCGUACAAAACCUAAUGGAAGCUUUGUAUGUGAAGAAGCAAAAACACGGGCGGAAAAACUUACGACGUUGUUGGGCCAAAAGUCACAUGUGACAAACAAUGAUAUUGCUAGUUUGGAUGAUGAAUAUGCACAAGUUUUUGGCCCAGAGCGUCCAGGACGAGUACGGUGUGUUGGUCGUGGACCUACACCUUCAAAAUUAGUGAACCAUUCACCUGUUACGAGACAAGAGAUAGAGAAUUCAGAAAUGGUUAUUGACCUGAAGUCACAAGUCACAGAAUUAUCAGAUCAAGUCAAGGUAAUGACUACAUUCAUCCAACAAGUAAUUGGUACUUCAACUGGUGAACAUGCAAGAGUAUGA